Rhagoletis pomonella (apple maggot) is the source of this 2364-nucleotide messenger RNA. It is a transcript of the gene Atu, whose product is annotated as another transcription unit protein. The record is from RefSeq and is a predicted model, not a curated record. Gene Ontology annotation, molecular function: RNA polymerase II C-terminal domain phosphoserine binding. Lineage: Eukaryota; Metazoa; Arthropoda; Insecta; Diptera; Tephritidae. The transcript has 2 exons. The annotation marks the transcript as partial. Gene Ontology annotation, biological process: positive regulation of transcription elongation by RNA polymerase II; transcription elongation by RNA polymerase II. Gene Ontology annotation, cellular component: Cdc73/Paf1 complex; nucleus.
UCGCGUGCGCCGAGCCGCUCACAAUCACGCGCAGCAAGCCGCUCACAAUCGCGCGCAGCGAGCCGCUCACAAUCACGCGCGGCAAGCCGCUCAAAAUCGCGCGCGGCGAGCCGCCCACAUUCAAUUGCCGGAAGUCGAGAACAAUCACCAGCAGCAAGUCGAGAACCGUCACCAGUAGGAAGUGAACAUACGCCUGUCGCCAGCCGCAAUGCAUCACCAACAGCAAGUCUUGAUCAAACGCCUGUCGCCAGCCGUGGCCCAUCGCCCAUAGCCCAAGAAUCUUCUUCAAAACCCAAUGCUACUACACCGGCCAAUCAAACGCCCAACGAUGAGGAUACACGUUCGCAAUCACCUAAUUUGCAGAUUGAUGAUCGUGCUAAUUCACGCUCACGUUCUCGUAGUCAAAGUCAUCGCUCACGUUCUGGCACACCUCGUUCCAAAUCUGGGGGCUCUUCCCGUUCUGGAUCAGGUUCAGGUUCACGUUCACGUUCCCGUUCUAGGAGUGGUUCAAGAUCACGUUCUCGAUCGCGUUCUCAUUCCGGCUCACGGUCAAAAUCGGGUACACCAGUAUCCCGCAAAUCUGCCAAGCCGGCCAGUGGUUCGGAAUCUGGUAGCGAUUUUGGUGCCCGUAAGAAGCGUAAAGCAGCUGCCUCAAGUGAGUCCGAGACUGAAGGUGGUCAGCAAAAACGAGGUAGUGGUGAAGAAAGUGAUGGUGGUGCCGUCGCAAAGGCAAAAAAGGCACGCAUAAUUGAUUCAGACAGCGAAAACGAAGAGCAAUCGCAAAAGAUUGACGCAACUGAUAUUUUUGGCGAUGCCGAUGAUAUUAGUUUAUCCGAGGAUGAGGGUCAAAAAUCCGAUGUAGCUUCACGCAAGAGCCGUUCGCGCACACGCUCACGCUCCAAGUCUAAAUCAAGCACACGCAGUGGCUCACGUCGCUCAGCAUCGGGUUCACGCUCUCGAUCACGUUCUCGCUCAUCACGUUCGCGUUCUCGUUCAAGAAGUCCAGCCCGUGUUGUGGAGCCGCAGCAGAAGGAGGACGAACCUGAACCAAUACCCGAAACCCGAAUCGAUGUAGAAAUUCCGCGCAUUGUAACGGAUUUGGGCAAGGAAAUACAUUUCGUUAAGCUUCCCAACUUUCUUUCGGUUGAUACGCGUCCUUUUGACACAGAAACGUACGAAGAUGAAAUUGACGAGGAAGAAACCAUGGACGAAGAAGGUCGCCAGCGUAUCAAAUUGAAAGUGAGUAACACCAUACGUUGGCGGGAAUAUAUGGCCAACAACGGAGACAUGGUGAAAGAAUCAAAUGCGCGUUUUGUGCGCUGGUCAGACGGUAGCAUGACUUUGCACCUGGGCAAUGAAACUUUUGAUGUUUAUCGACAGCCAUUACAUGGCGAUCACAAUCACAUGUUCAUCCGCCAGGGUACAGGUUUGCAAGGCCAGGCGGUCUUCCGUACUAAACUCACCUUCCGACCGCACUCAACCGAAUCAUUUACACACAAGAAAAUGACAAUGUCCUUGGCCGAUCGUUCGCAAAAGACCAGCGGUAUUAAAAUUCUCACACAAGUUGGCAAAGAUCCAACCACCGAUCGUAAGUUCAAUCUCAAAAAGGAAGAAGAAAAACUGCGUCAAGCCAUGCGCACACAAUCAAAGCCGCAGCCGAAGAAAAAGAAAGGUGGUGCACACGAUGCACAUAGUGGCGCUAAUUCAUCGUAUCAACACGACGAAGGCAGCGACGAUGAAAAUGCCAUUUCGCUCAGCGCUAUUAAGAAUAAGUAUAAGAAGGGGAGUGGUGGUGGUGGUGGUGCCGCGCCAUCGAUUACAUCCGAGCAAAAGGGUUCGGCCAUUUACUCGUCAGAUGAGGACGAUGGCUCUGACUUCGAGGGGCGUCGCAGCAAGAAGACUGACAAGUCCAAAUCGGUAAAAGCGUUGCGUGACUCUGACAGCGAAUCGGAUGAGGAGCGGGAGCAGGCGAGCCGCAAGGGUAGUGGUGGCGGCAGCGGUAGCGGCAGCGACAGCGAGGGUAGUGGCAGUGCCAGUGGCAGCGGCAGCGGUAGCGGCGGUGAAGAAGGUGGCAGUAAGCCUGACGGGGGCGCUGGUAGUGCCAGUGGAAGUGGCAGUGGCAGUGACAAUAAUGAGUAAACAACAAAUGAAUAAAUAAUAUUGUAUGUUUAUGUAUGUGUGUAUGUACGACUACUGUAUUGCAAACAAAGAGUUCGUCGUGUUGGACAAUGUGCAAAUGUGAAAUGUGUAGUUUGCAAAAACUUUCGGUAUUGUUACGAUUUUAAUUGGAUACUUGCUUGUAUAAGCAUGCACUGGACAUAAUGAAACUAAUAAAUAAAGAAAUGUAGUGUACAGAUAUGUGUA